AUGGAAGGAGAUCAAAUUCAAGAAUUGAAACACGCGUGCAAGUUCUGCGCCAAGUGCUUCCCUUGUGGCAGAUCCUUGGGGGGUCACAUGAGGUCUCAUAUCGCCAACCUGUCGUCGGAGGAAAAAGAAAAGCUUCCCGCGAGGAAGCUUUUUUCAUCGCCUCUCGACAAUGAUGGAGACAAAGAUUCUGAAGCUGCUGCAACCAACGCUGGCUAUGGCCUCAGAGAGAACCCCAAGAAGACUUGGAGAAUCUCAGAUCAUUCAAGCGAAGACGCUUUGGCGUUUGACAAGUUCUGCAAAGAGUGUGGCAAAGGGUUCCACUCUUGGAAGGCCUUGUUUGGCCACAUGAAAUGCCACUCCGAGAAAGAGAGAAUUUCCAACAGCUUGGAAGAUCAAGAUUCUUGGACUAAUGCUAAGGUGGUCAUGGAUAGUCAAUCUGAUAACGAAGCAACUGCUCCAAAUAAGAGAAGAAGGUCCAAGAGAAGAACAAGGUACACGGUUGCUUCUGCUGCAGCAACUUCUUCGGUUGUAUCUUUUGCCAAUCCUUCCUCUUCCAUCUCUGAGGUUGAGCAAGAGCAAGAAGAGGUUGCUAUGAGCUUGAUGAUGCUCAGUAGGGAUGUGAGUCCUUGGAGUGGUCCUCAUUCUGUUGCUGAGUCCUCUGACAAUAACUCUGCUUAUUUCGAAGCUCGAUCUUCAGUUCGAACUAGUCUGGUUGCCAAAUUUGAUGGCAACAAGAAUUUCACUCCUGACAAAUUAAAAGUGAUCAAGCAAAGUCAUAAUAAGGGGGAGGUUGGCAAUUCGGAAAAUCCCAACUCUACCAGAGGGAAGAGUUCACAACUUUUGCCUACUACUGCUUCUACGAGGAUUACUGAAAAUGGAUUUAGAGUGAACAAAAGUGGAGUUUCCAAUAAAGGAUAUGAAAAGGUCAACAAGUCUGAGCUUGAGGAUGUGCCUCCAUUGGAGGAUUCUGAAGGGGAACAUGGGAGGAGCAGAGUCAAUGGACCAGAAUCAAUUUUAUCGAAGUCCGCUACUGGCAGCAAGUACAAUUCAAUCAAGACAAAGUUUCUCGGUUCUGAAUUGAAGUCAAGUAAGAACUGGGUGGACAAGGCUUCAGAAGCUGAAUCUAGCAAGAACUCUCUUAAGAGAGGCAAGUUUGAGUGUACCACUUGCAACAAAAUCUUCCACUCCUACCAAGCUCUUGGAGGCCAUAGAGCUAGCCACAAGAAGAUCAAGGGGUGCUUUGCUUCAAAAAACGAGAGCAGUGAAAACAGCAUUGAAACUGAUCUCUCUCCUGACCCAAUAACAACCGAAAACAAGCUCAUGAAGAACACUGACCGUAAGUAUCUGGGGGAGCACCAACAUGGUUCUGGUUUUCAUAAUGAGGUGGAAACUGUUACUGAGUCCAAGAAGAGCAAGGGGCAUGAGUGCCCAAUUUGCCUCAAAGUUUUUCCAUCAGGCCAAGCCCUGGGUGGCCAUAAGAGAUCUCAUAUGACGGGUGGGUCUGAGAGUAGAAGCUUUCAAACAGUUGUACUUCAGGAACCAGUGGCAGAAAUUAGGGACUUACUUGAUCUUAAUCUUCCAGCUGCUACUGAGGAAGAAAGCAACAGUCAUGCUGACUCAAACAAACCCUGGUGGAUAGUAGAAGACAACCACAAGCAGGAGGCACUGGUAGGCCUGAUCUCAUAG
Molecule: messenger RNA, 1686 nt
Organism: Sphenostylis stenocarpa
Lineage: Eukaryota; Viridiplantae; Streptophyta; Magnoliopsida; Fabales; Fabaceae
Source: the annotation of a GenBank genome assembly